AUGAUAAAACUUAUUCUAAUCCUAGUUACACUUGGAAUAUGUUGCCGAUCUGAGCCAAUAGCAAGUUUUUUCGACGGAUUGGAUAGCAGGAAUGAGUGUAAAGCGAGGCUGGAUAGACGGCUGACUGGAUUCUCGGGAUUACUGUACUCGCAUUCCAAAUAUGGACAGGAGCCAUACAACACUAGCAGAAACUGUGUGCUGAUGUUGGUAGCCCCAAUUGGAUAUAACAUCAGAGUUCGAGCCAUUGAAUUUGAUGUUGCUAGAACCGAGAACGCAAGGAACUGUGAGAGAGACACCUUACAUGUCUUUGACCAUGAGACGACACUUGAUCCGGAAAGCUACGCACCUGCUCGCAUCGAUGAUAUAACCUCGCCAGGCCCGAUUAUCGGACAAUUUUGUGGACACUUUGAAAAUCGCAUUUUGAACAUGAGCUCACACAACGCGCUGACCCUGUGGUGGCACUCAAAUCCGAACGGAUCGAAUUCAAAAGGCUUCAAGUUGCACUGGGGAGCGUUUCGAGUUUCCAGGACUGGUAACUGUGUUACUGGAGAGUUUUCUUGCGGAAACGGCGAGUGCAUUCCCAUCGAAUCCGCAUGCGACCGUUUUGCUGACUGCUCGAACGGCGAAGACCUAAUCCACUCGCGUCAGAUGGCAGCUAAUUGUCAGAACAUCGAGCUGGACCCGUUGACAACUGUCAGUGGUGUUUUCGUAUUGUUGUUCUCGGCCACCAUCAUCCUGUCACUCUGCGGAUUCAUCAUGUUCGUCUGCUGCCUAUGCAAAUGUUUGAAGAGUAGCAUUCCCAUCAAAGGUGCCGCAUCUCAUACCACUACUACGACAACAACAAACGGAGAAUACAAACCAGAACCACCUCAAUUCUAUCCACCAUCCCCACCAAAAAUGCCACCACCAUCAGCAGCCAGCGGUUACACCCCAAGAUUACAUCAUCAUUUCGAAGGCCCAAUGGUCCCGAGCGAAACCAGUGGAUUCCAUUCUGCCCGUCAUCAGAACCACUACAGUGUCAACAGCGAUAUCAACGGAGACUACACCUACGUUCGCAACGAUGUGCACCGAAACCUCCUCUGA
Molecule: messenger RNA, 1083 nt
Organism: Caenorhabditis briggsae
Lineage: Eukaryota; Metazoa; Nematoda; Chromadorea; Rhabditida; Rhabditidae
Gene: Cbr-mig-13
Product: Protein CBR-MIG-13
Exons: 8
Coding region: 1-1083 (360 amino acids)
Molecular function (GO): protein binding
Source: RefSeq, a predicted model, not a curated record